AUGGAGUUGGAUUCGGCGCUCGCGGCGAACGCUGCCGCGGGCGCCGCUGUGCAAGCUGGUGCCAUGGUCCCCGUCCAAGCUGACGGCGGCGGAGGCGGCGGCGCUGACAAGGAGGAGGAGGAGUUUGAUGGCGGCGAGGAGUACGCAGUUCAGGCAGUACAAUGCUUCAACUGCAAGCGCCUGGGCCACAGGCAGGCGGAUUGCCCAAUGCCGCGACGCUGCUUCCAGUGCAACCAGCCGGGCCACCGCGCCGCCCAGUGCCCCGCCGCCCGCGGCGGGGCGGGGCGCGGCAGGGACUGCGCAGCACUGCUUGGCACGGUGGUGCAGAACACAACGCAGAUGCAGCACAACCUGCUGCAGACCAUCGUCCAGGUGCUCACGCAAGAUCACCAGGGCCUGGCGGUCGCAGGCGGCCGCAUCGACGUGCACAGAGGACGCGCCGGCGGCGGCCGCCGGCGUGAGGGACGCGGCGGCGGCAACCACGGGCACGGCGGGCGCGGCAACGGCGGCCGGCCUCACAGCGAACGCGGCCGCAGUGGGGCGCAUCAUGGCGUUGGCGGCGGUCACGGCAGCAGCCCCGGCGGCACCCCUGGCGCCAACCUCCGUGGUAGCGGCGCCGGUCAUGCCAGCGGCGCCGCCGGCGGCCCCGGCGGCGGCGCUGCCGGCGGACCCAGCGGCCGUGCCGCUGGCGGCCCCACCAACGGCGGCGGCACCGGCCCCGACGCAGACGCGAGCUUCUUCAACCCCGGCGCCUUCGCCCACGCCCUUGGCAUCAACCUUGCCAGCAACCCAGGCGCCAACCACAGCGCCGGCUAG
This is a messenger RNA of Monoraphidium neglectum, 816 nucleotides long. RefSeq lists its product as hypothetical. The transcript has a single exon. Gene Ontology annotation, molecular function: nucleic acid binding; zinc ion binding. NCBI's taxonomy places the organism in Eukaryota, Viridiplantae, Chlorophyta, Chlorophyceae, Sphaeropleales, Selenastraceae. Bases 1 to 816 code for a protein of 271 amino acids. The record is from RefSeq and is a predicted model, not a curated record.